Lontra canadensis (Northern American river otter) is the source of this 3093-nucleotide messenger RNA. It is a transcript of the gene SEC23IP, whose product is annotated as SEC23 interacting protein. Gene Ontology annotation, molecular function: metal ion binding; protein binding. Lineage: Eukaryota; Metazoa; Chordata; Mammalia; Carnivora; Mustelidae. Gene Ontology annotation, cellular component: COPII-coated ER to Golgi transport vesicle. The transcript has 18 exons. The record is from RefSeq and is a predicted model, not a curated record. Bases 70 to 3087 code for a protein of 1005 amino acids. Gene Ontology annotation, biological process: endoplasmic reticulum to Golgi vesicle-mediated transport.
UGACCGGUUUCCGGCCGGUGGUAGUGCACCGGCUUCCAGGAGACGUGUAACGGACGGUGGGCGGCAGCCAUGGCCGAGAGGAAACCUAACGGUGGCGGCGGUCCCGCCAGCACCUCCUCAUCGGGCACUAACUUACUUUUUUCCUCCUCGGCCACGGAAUUCAGCUUCAACGUGCCCUUCAUCCCAGUCACCCAAGCCGCCGCUGCCUCGGCCUCCUUGCUCCUGCCCGGAGAGGAUUCCACGGAUGUCGGUGAGGAGGACAGCUUCCUCGGUCAGACUUCGGCUCACACGUCUACCCCACAGACAUUUAGUUACUUCUCUCAGGUAUCAAGCAGUAGUGAUCCUUUUGGGAAUAUUGGACAGUCACCGUUAACGACUGUGGCAACGUCAGCUGGGCCCUCCGCAUUCUCCAAGUCCCCUGCUGCUCUCCCUUUUACAACUGGACCCCAAGAUGGGUUGAAUGCGUGUUCACCGCCCAUUUCGAAGGCUCAGUAUGGUGCUCCACCUUCACAGAUGGGAAUGAAUGCUUACCUGCCUUCUCAGCCGGGUAGUCUCCCUCCUUCCAAUUUUGGGAGCCCACCGCAAGGAGCACCCCAACAAGGACACAAUCCGUAUCGUCAUACCCCUGUGAGCAGCAGGGCCAAUCCUUACAUUGCACCACCGCAGCUGCAGCAGUGCCAGACACCAGCCCAUCCCGCCCAUCCUCCAGCCCCGGGCCCCCCCGUGCAGAUGUACCAGAUGCCUGGAGGAUCUUUGCCACCGAUUCCUCCUUCAGUGCCAUCAGGGUUGACCCCUCCAACACAACAGCAGGCCCUGGCUAGACCAGCAGGUCCCUCUGCGCAAGUGCCAUCUCCUUUUCUACUUCAAAACCAGUACGAACCUGUUCAGCCCCACUGGUUUUACUGCAAGGAGGUAGAAUACAAACAACUAUGGAUGCCUUUCAGUAUGUUUGACUCUUCAAAUCUUGAAGAAAUCUAUAACUCAGUCCAGCCAGACCCCGAGAGCGUGGUUCUAGGCACGGAUGGAGGGCGCUAUGACGUGUAUCUCUAUGACCGAGUGAGGAAGGCUGUGUACUGGGAGGAGGAGCCCGCUGAAGUGAGACGCUGUACUUGGUUCUACAAAGGGGACACGGACAGCAGAUUUAUUCCCUAUACAGAGGAGUUCAGUGAAAAACUAGAGGCUGAAUAUAAAAAAGCAGUAACCACAAAUCAGUGGCACCGUAGAUUAGAGUUCCCAAGUGGAGAGACAAUCGUUAUGCACAAUCCAAAGGUUAUUGUUCAGUUCCAGCCUUCAUCAGUGCCAGAUGAAUGGGGAACCACACAAGAUGGACAGACGAGGCCCAGGGUUGUGAAGCGUGGAAUUGAUGAUAACCUUGAUGAGAUUCCUGACGGGGAAAUGCCUCGGGUUGAUCAUUUGGUGUUCAUGGUACAUGGCAUUGGACCUGUGUGUGACUUGCGCUUUAGAAGCAUUAUUGAAUGUGUGGAUGAUUUUAGGGUGGUUUCUCUGAAAUUGCUGCAGACACAUUUCAAGAAAUCUUUAGACGAUCGGAAAAUAAGCAGAGUGGAAUUCCUUCCUGUUCAUUGGCAUAGUUCCUUGGGUGGGGAUGCCACAGGUGUUGACAGGAACAUUAAGAAAAUUACUUUACCAAGUAUUGGUCGGUUUCGUCAUUUUACCAAUGAAACCUUGCUAGAUAUUUUAUUUUACAAUAGCCCCACCUACUGUCAGACAAUCGUGGAAAAAGUGGGAAUGGAGAUAAACCGUCUGCAUGCACUUUUUAUGAGUCGGAAUCCAGACUUCAAAGGAGGAGUCUCUGUUGCUGGUCACAGUUUAGGUUCUUUAAUAUUGUUUGACAUCCUGUCUAAUCAAAAAGAUUUGAAUUUGUCAAAGUCUCCUGGGCCUUUUGCUGUAGCUAAUGGAGUUGUGAAGCCGCCACAUUUUCAGGAAAAGCAGAUGCCUGAAGAGCCAAAGUUGACUUUGGAUGAGUCUUGUGACCUUGACGUUGAAAAUGAAGAAGUCCUAAGUUUGCAAGAGACUCUGGAAGCACUUAGCCUCUCUGAAUAUGUCAGCACUUUUGAAAAGGAAAAGAUUGAUAUGGAAUCUCUGCUUAUGUGUACAGUCGAUGACCUGAAGGAAAUGGGCAUACCCCUUGGACCCAGAAAGAAGAUUGCUAACUUUGUAAAACAGAAAGCAGCUAAACUGGAACAGAAAAAAGCAGCAGCAGAGAAGAAGGCAGUGAUGGCCGCUUCGACAAAGGGACAAGAGGAAAAUGCUCAGAGAGCUAAAGAAAUGACUUCCCUCCCCUCAGACGCUAACGAGUCCAAGCGGAAACUUCCAGUUGGUGCUUAUGUGUCUUCUGUGCAUGUUGAUUAUGAGUCUUUCGAAGUUGGCACUGGACAGGUUUCUGUUGUUUACAACGCGUUAGACUUUGAGCCAGAGAUUUUCUUUGCCUUGGGAUCUCCAAUUGGUAUGUUUCUCACUAUUCGAGGAGUGGAUAGAAUAGAUGAGAACUACAGGCUUCCUACGUGUAAAGGAUUCUUCAAUAUUUAUCAUCCACUUGAUCCAGUGGCUUAUAGAUUAGAGCCUAUGAUUGUUCCAGAUUUGGACCUGAAAGCGGUUCUCAUCCCACAUCACAAAGGCAGAAAAAGACUUCAUUUAGAGCUGAAAGACAGUCUCUCUCGUAUGGGAUCUGAUUUGAAACAGGGCUUUAUUAGCUCCCUGAAAAGUGCUUGGCAGACGUUAAACGAGUUUGCCCGCGCUCACACCUCUUCAACUCAGCUGCAAGAAGAACUGGAGAAAGUGGCCAAUCAGAUCAAAGAAGAAGAAGAAAAACAAGUAGUUGAAGCAGAAAAGAUUGUUGAAAGUCCAGAUUUUUCCAAGGAUGAGGACUACUUAGGAAAGGUUGGAAUGCUAAACGGAGGUCGCCGAAUUGACUACGUUCUUCAAGAAAAGCCAAUAGAGAGUUUUAAUGAAUAUCUUUUCGCUCUUCAGAGUCAUUUAUGCUAUUGGGAAUCUGAAGAUACUGCUCUGUUGUUACUUAAAGAAAUUUAUCGAACAGUGACCAUCAGUCCAGAACAUCCCCAGCAUUGAUCGGGC